CUUUUUUUCGAGCGAAAACUUGCCUCUUUUCAUAACAAAAACAAAAUUUUUAGCAAUUGACCAACUUUUAAAUGUAAAUUUCGUCUUUUAUGAAGCUUAAUUGAGUAAUUUCUCGUGAAAAAUUCGUAAAUUAUCGCAAAAAGCGAUGAAAAGAACCAAAAGUCACAACACAAAGGAAAGCUUAACAACUUUAAUCACAGAAGAAACUUCGGACGAUGACUCAUUAGUGAUAAGCAACAACGUAGAAACCGAAGCAGAAGAGUUAGAAGAGGACACUGACGAUGACGCGGUGCUCGAUGCAAGCGAUGAUGUCGUUUUUCGGACCACACAUCGUCCCAAAUCCAUCUACGAGAGUCUCGAUUACGACGUUUGCGAGAACGUGUUGUGGGAACAGGAGCAAAAAACCAAAGUCACGAAGCUUUCCGUGAAGAAGGAUGUCUCGCGAUGGUUCAUUUUUCUGCUAAUUGGCAUCUUGACGGCUUUGGUUGCGGCGACAAUUGACAUUGUGAUUGAAGAAGUUUCGUUGAUCAAGUACGGGUUCCUGAAGAAACUCGUCGAUUCACACAAAAAUGGAGAUGUUGGCAUUCCGUAUCUGUACUGGGUGCUUACGAAUGUCGUUUUUGUGUUUAUUGGAGCGAUGCUGGUGACUUAUUUGGAGCCUGUGGCUGCUGGCAGCGGAAUCCCCCAAGUCAAAUGCUACUUGAACGGCAUCAAAGUGCCUCGCAUCGUUCGCAUCAAAACGCUGGCUGUGAAAGCAAUUGGUGUCGCAACAUCUGUCAUCGGAGGCUUGGCAGGCGGCAAAGAAGGUCCCAUGAUCCACAGUGGCGCCGUAAUUGCUGCGGGAAUCUCUCAGGGCAAAUCCACGACAUUCGACAAAGACUUCAAAAUCAUGCGAGGCUUCCGCGAUGACCACGAAAAACGGGAUUUUGUCGUUGGCGGAGCUGCUGCGGGCGUUGCUGCUGCCUUCGGAGCCCCAAUUGGAGGAAUUCUCUUCAGUUUGGAGGAAGCGGCGAGUUUUUGGAACCAACAUUUGAUCUGGCGAUGCUUUUUUGCGUCGGUUAUUAGCUCAUUUACACUCAAUUUGGUCCUUUCGGCGUAUCAUGGGUUGGAAAGUUUCACAUAUCCCGGUCUUUUCAACUUGGGACAAUUCGAGCCGCUGCCUUUUCAGUACUACGAGUUGCCAAUUUUUAUCGCGAUGGGCGUUUUUGGCGGAAUAAUUGGCGCCUUGUGGAAUUCCAUGAACACGAAAAUCAAUAUUUUCCGAAAUCGCUUCAUAAAAUGGAGAUUUGCGCGAGUUAUUGAAGCGAUGUUGAUCGCAGCGUUGUCAGCGACUUGCGGAUGUGCCAUGAUGUACAUGUUGAAUGACUGUCGCCCGCUCGGGAAUGAUCCGACAUUGACGCCCGUUCAGCUGGCAUGCGAAGAUAACGAAUAUAACGCAGCAGCAGCACUUUGGUUUCAAACGCCCGAACAAACUGUCAAAGCUCUCUUUCACGAUCCGCCCGGAAGUCAUCAAAUUAUCACAUUAGCGGUCUUUGUCUUAAUUUAUUUCGUCUUGUCGUGCAUCACAUUCGGCUUAAACGUCUCCUUGGGCAUUUUUAUUCCGACUUUGCUCGUGGGCGCGGCAUGGGGACGACUUUUCGCCAUGUUCCUCAGUGUCGCUUUUCCCACAGUGACGUUCCUCAAUCCCGGCAAAUACGCUUUAAUUGGUUCGGCGGCGCAAUUGGGAGGCGUUCUACGGAUGACGCUCAGUUUGACGGUCAUUUUGAUCGAAACUACGGGAAAUAUUGCCUUUGCAUUGCCGAUUAUUGCGACAAUUACUGCCGCGAAAUACGUUGGAGAUUAUUUCAAUGAGGGAAUUUACGAUACGCAGAUUAAAGUUUCGAAGGUGCCGAUGUUGUCGUGGGAAGUUUCGCCACGUUACAAGGGAUUAAAAGCCGGAAAUAUCAUGAGUCAGCCCGUGGUUUGUCUGAAAAUGCGGGAGAAGUUGGAUUAUAUUUUGAAGGUGCUGCAGGAAACGACGCAUAAUGGUUUCCCCGUCGUCGAUUCCGUCGACACCGAUCGCAGCAACGGUCGUCUCCGCGGUCUCAUUCUCCGCUCGCAACUGAUUCUCAUCAUCAAACGCAGUUACUACGAGGAAACGGCCCGUUUUUGGAAGGACACUGUCUCCAUUGAAGUUUUCCGCAACGCUUAUCCGCGAUAUCCCGAGCUGCGCGACGUUCCCCUGCACGAAGACAAAACUUGUGGCUCGUAUCACAUCAAUAUGCGGAUGUUUAUGAACCCGUCGCCAUACAGUGUGCACGAAAGGACCUCCGUGCCGCGCGUUUUUCAAAUAUUUCGCGCUUUGGGCUUGCGACAUUUGCUCGUCGUUGACAAUGACAAUCACGUGCGAGGGAUAAUUACGCGAAAAGACCUCAUUGAUGAUGAUUAAUUUUUGUGUUUUUAUGUCUUUGACACGUCAUUCCGUUGGAAUUAGUCGAAUUUUCGUUAGAAAAUUGUAUUUUUGUAUCUCUAGUAGGAAUAAAUAUUAGCUAGUUUAUUAUUAAAUCAAC
This is a messenger RNA of Culicoides brevitarsis, 2549 nucleotides long. It is a transcript of the gene ClC-b, whose product is annotated as H(+)/Cl(-) exchange transporter 7. Gene Ontology annotation, cellular component: intracellular membrane-bounded organelle; lysosomal membrane. Gene Ontology annotation, biological process: chloride transport; transmembrane transport. The transcript is spliced from 3 exons. Lineage: Eukaryota; Metazoa; Arthropoda; Insecta; Diptera; Ceratopogonidae. The record is from RefSeq and is a predicted model, not a curated record. Bases 146 to 2428 code for a protein of 760 amino acids. Gene Ontology annotation, molecular function: voltage-gated chloride channel activity.